AUGGAUGUAGGUUGGAUGGCCACCGAUGUGCUGCAGAAGGCAAAGCGUGCCAUGGUCAACCGUGCAUUGCUUCUUGAAUUGGCAUCACAAUUAUGCGUGUUGGCCCAAAUCACUUCGAGAGUGUCGGACGGCCAAGUAAAUUCGCUCUCCGUGUCAGAAAGGGCCCGUUAUAGAGCAUCCAACCUCAUAAUCAUCAAAAUCCAUAGAUACGUGAAAGGAUAUACGUCGAAACCGUCCAUUAUACAGGCCAUCUUCGCCUUAUCAACGGCGGUCAGUUUACAAAAGUACGUUGCUGAGGUGAAGGCAUUACUUGUCUGGUUCGAGAGGGCCGACAGCACCCAUGAUCACCCAGUUGGAGGCUCUGUCCCCCGGGUGACAGAAAGUAGAGCGCCUACCCUUCAGCCUGACGAGCCAACACGACAAGGUCUCACGCCAAUUGCUUUAUCCUUCCCUUCAUCCCCCGGUGUGGUGGUUUGCAACAUCUACCAAACCCAAAACAAUAGGCACAUCAAUAACAAUCACUCGACCUCGACACGCAUCAACUGUGGAAACACGACGACGACGAGCCUUACCAACGUUGGUAAUAAUCACUGCGUGACGAGAAUAAGGUAG
This is a messenger RNA of Pleurotus ostreatus (oyster mushroom), 612 nucleotides long. RefSeq lists its product as uncharacterized. The transcript has 4 exons. Bases 1 to 612 code for a protein of 203 amino acids. The record is from RefSeq and is a predicted model, not a curated record. Lineage: Eukaryota; Fungi; Basidiomycota; Agaricomycetes; Agaricales; Pleurotaceae.